UUUUAUUCUGUCGUCGCCGUUGCUCGCCGCCGGUAAUGCUUUGAGUGACUCUCUGUGUUCGCUGCCGCACCCGCCAACCUUCCUACGGCCUCGCCUCCACCUUGCCGUCGUCGCCUCCUCCUUGCCUUCUCCGACCACCUCGAGAAUCGAAUUCAAUUGUAUGCAGAGAAGAAUAAAAAAGAAAGAGGAAUGUCAUCGACGACUACACCAUGCGCUGCAUGUAAGUUCCUUCGUCGGAAGUGCACACCGGAGUGCAUUUUUGCACCGUACUUCCCAGCGAACAACCCACAGCGCUUCGAAUGUGUCCACCGUGUCUUCGGCGCCAGCAACGUCGGCAAGAUCCUCAACGAGCUACCUCCAUCCCAGCGCGAGGAAGCGGUGGAGUCCCUUGCGUUCGAGGCGGAAGCACGCCAAUGCGACCCGGUCUAUGGCUGCACCCUCCAAGUCUGCAUCCUACAGAAGAAACUCCGCCAGAGACGUGCCCUCCUCGCUAAUGCCAAGAGAGAACUUAGCGCCUACAUCAACCCACAAGCCAUUCAAGGUCCAUUCAACCCUCAGGAAAAGCCUCUGUCUUCACCUGCCGACCAUUUAGGUCCUCCCUGCAGUCCGAAUGUUGUACAGUAUUCACCCAUUUUAGGCCCAUCCUACGGUCUAGAUGUUGUACAGUCUUCAGCCCAUUUGGGCCUAUCUGACUGCCCAGAUGAUGCACCGUUUUUUAUGCCAGCUAUACAGCAUAAUGGGUCAUUGGGUGGUGGUGGUGCUGCUGACCCGAAGCUGGACCCAGGGCAGCAAGAGUUGUUGGAGGCCCAGCAACUUGCUGCUGCUGCGGCAAUCCGAGAACAGCAGCAAGCUAUAAUGAUGAGGAAUUAUGUCCAGCAACAGCAACAGGAGUAUCUAAGACACAAUGCUGCUGCUGGGAUUGAACCUGUUGCGGCUGCGGCGGCCCUACGGCGAUGUCAGUGGAUGUGGAGUGUUUGGCCACAUGGGUGCAUCUUCAGGUGGUCAAGGAGGUGAGAUGGCAGCUUGUAUGGGUUUGGAGACAUUUGACAAUGGUAGAAGUUAUCAUCGACAGUUGCAACAACAAGCACAGCAUGGAGUAGGUUUAAAUUACGUUGGUCUUGCAACUCAACAUCACUACCCUCUUGGGGGCCAGUUGCUGUUCCCAUCACAGCAGCAAGAACUACCGUUGACCCAACAACAACAACAACUAGAACUACAAGUAUUACAACAACAGCAGCAACUACAAGUAUUACAACAGCAGCAGCAACUACAACAACAACAACUUUUAGAGAGUGAAGACAGUAAGAGUGUCGGUCCUUCUUGAUGAUUGUCUCAUUUUUGCAACUAUAUAUAUGGUUUUUCUUCCUUUUUUCCUUGUCAUCAAAGAAUAUUUCGGUUAAGUAUGUGUUUUUUUUUUUAUUUUUUGGUUAUUGUUAGUAUGUAUUUUCGGGUUGAUUAUAGAAUUAUUGUAUUGAUAAUCAUAAUGUUGGUAGUUGUGGAUUUAGAUUAUUAUAAACAGCGGAAAGAGCGUGAAGUUGAGGAAGCUGCCUACUGGUUAACCACAUUUUGGUUAACCAAUUUAAUAAAACAAUUUUAAUACGUUA
Messenger RNA from Arachis ipaensis, 1604 nucleotides. Lineage: Eukaryota; Viridiplantae; Streptophyta; Magnoliopsida; Fabales; Fabaceae. The record is from RefSeq and is a predicted model, not a curated record.